AUGGCUGCGGGCAGCAAGAAGGCUAAGGCCAAAGACAAGAAUGGCAAGGCUGCCACCAAGAAGGUUAAGAAGGGGAAGAGCCCAGAGGUCACAGAGACUCAAACAACUACAACUACUCCUGCUCCUGGUAGCCCUGAACUUACGGCGCAGGAACCAGAGCAAGCGAAAGAGCAAGAGCCUGCUGUUGACAAUACAAACGUCGAAGUAAAGACGCCGCUUCCUGUAUCAGCAUACGAGGUAUUCGACGACGAGUCUACACCUCAAGACAGCUCCCACCCUGUCGCAGAUCAAGAACCACCUGUACACGAAAAUCCCGUAUCAGCAUACGAGAUACUUGACGACAACACUACACCUCAGCACAUCCCCGACGCUGUCGCGGAACCACAAUCUCCUGUACUCGAAAAGCCCGUAUCAGCGUACGAGGUGUUCGACGACGAAACUGCACCCCCGAACAUCCCCGACCCUGUCGCGGAUCAAUCACCUGUAGUCGACAAUCCUGUUGACGAAGCAUCACCCUUGGACGAGCCAAGCUCGACUCAGCCUCCUAUCGAGGACACUGAAUUCAAGCAGCCGCCCGUGGACGAGCCAAGCUCGCCUGAGCCUCCCACCGAGGAGACUGAAAUCAAAGAGCCACCUUUGGGAGAAGCAAGCUCGGUCCACCCUCCCAUCGAAGACACAGAAGCAAAUGAUCCUUUGGAAGACCAAGCCAAGCAAGACCAACCCAAUCAAGUCGAGCGCUCAGAAGAGACAGCUGUAGUCUCAUCACCACCGGCUGACCCGUUCUCCCCCGUGGCCGCCUGUGUGCCUUUGCCUUCACCGUCUUUGACUGAAGCACGGUAUAUGUCAAGUCCUUCUCAGGAUAACCAACUUUACUAUCCUGGACCAUCAGCAUAUUCCCCUUACGCUUCACCCGUCCCCUACUCUACGCCCGCACCUUACGCGUCACCGAACGCCUACGCUUCGCCAGUGCCGUACGCCUCGCCAAACGCCUACUCUUCUCCCGUACCCUACGCCUCGCCUACGCUCCACGCUCCAGUGCCGUACGCUGGUUCCCCGGUGCCUUACGCCUCCUCCACACCUUACGCUGGCUCUCCAGUGCCUUAUAGCUUACCCGCACCGUACGCUGGUUACCCGGCGCCUUACGUCUCGCCAGUAGCUCAAACUGCCUCCCCAGUGCCCAAAGUUAGCAGUCCACUUGCCCGUUCCCACUACCCUCAAAUGUCUCCAACUAUAUCACCAACUGCAACUCCCUCACCUCAAAACCCACCAGCCGCACCGAUGGCUCCCCCAGAAGCGCCUUCCGUUGCCCAAAGUGGACCGUAUGCUCUCCAAUCUCCUGUCAUGAGCUCCGCCGGAAUGGUACCUCCUUAUGGGCAUUAUUCUCCUCAUCAUCAAUCGGAGGCCCAUUACAUGCACCGGAGCUACAGCAUCCCAGACCCAUCAUAUUCAGCAUCAUAUCAAGCCCUUCAAAAUCUGUCCAUGGUCAAUGGCCAUCCCCUUGAGAAUGGGUCUCCCCCAGAAAACGACAGUGAGCACAUUGAGCUUCUUCAACGCAUCCAGUCGGCCAUCCCAGACAUCAACCGUCUUCUUCAUGGGUUCCGCAGCACACACAACAAGCUUUCAACCCGGGAGGCUGAGAUGAAGCACAUUGGAAGUCAGCACGACCAAGCUCUGAUGCACAAGGAUUACUACAUUGAAGCCUUGCAAGCUCAAAUGAAGAAGACUGCCAAUGAAAGUGCUGAAGAAGACGCCAGGUUGAAGCACACCAUCAGUGAGCUGCGUCUAGAACUCGGAGACCUACAAGAGAAGCAGAAGGACCUUGAAGAUGGCUUAGCUGUCCACCAGAAGUCCAACGAAGAGCUUUCCGAAACUAAGGUUCAACUCGAGGGACAAAUCAACCAGCUCAAUGAAAGCAUCAAGGAGUCAAAAGAAGCCCACGAGAAAGCGUUAGAAGCUCAGAAGGAGGAACAGGAGAAGGCCCUUGUGGCACAAAAGGAGGAGCUCACUGAAUUGUUUGAGGAGAUCAAGGCCGAGGAUGAGAAAACGGCAGCCGAGAAUCUGGAGACUCGUGAGCGUGAACUUCGCGGUGAACACGAAGCUAGUAAAGGCGAAUGGGAGAAAGAGAAGGCCCAAUUGCAGGAAUCCUUCGAAACGCAGCGCACCGAGCUGGAGGCCACCAAAACAGAAGUGACAUCCCAGAUCGCUGCUUUGGAAUCCAAGGAGACCGAGCUGCAAGCCCGACUCACCGAACUCACAUCGACACGUGAGGAACUAGCAGCGAAGCUGGCGGAACUGGAAGAAACCCACCAGAAGCACGCCCGAGAAUCGGAAGAACUUCGACAAGGCCAUGCUGGUGAAUUGGAUUCCCUGCGACAAUCCCACGAGGAACAACUCGCUGCUGCUGCCAAGGAAUUGGACGAGAAGAUUGCGGCUCUGGAAGCUCACUUCAAUGAGAAAGAGAAGCUUUGGACCACAGAGCGCGCUUCCAUGGAGCAGCAGCUCUCCGAGAAAGAUAGUGAGCUUGCCAGUGCCGAGCGAGAGAAGGAAAGGUUGGAAGGAGACGGAAUUGUCAAGGAGCAGCAUCUUCAGCGUGCGGUGGAUGGCAUGCGAAUGACCAUCGAUAACUUGGGUUCGGAUUGCGACAGACUGAGAAAGACACUGCUCAGUCUGGGAGAGGCCACUGACCUCAGAAACACCAAGGGCGAUCAAUUCUUCUUGGACUGCUUCACAGAGCUCUCGCAGCUCAUCCACAAUCUAUCCAAAGAGCAUUUUGGAUAUCUCCCCAUCGAUCCCCCAAAAGACAUCCUAUCCAAGAUUCCAUCCGAACUUCCACCUUUCCUUGACAACACUCCAGCCUCCCGCGAACUCCGAUGUGCCUACAUCCAGCACAUCAUCUCAAAAACCCUAACCUUCCGAGUUUUCCAACCCUUCCUCUUCACCCUGGGCCGGCGAUACGACAAAGCCGACACCUUCUUCCAGAUGCUAUCCAUGGACAUCCGACGCAAGUCCGUCCGCCGCGAGGCAUUCUGGCGCCAACAGACCCUGAAAGCAGCCUACACAACCUCAGACGCAAAACAAUCAAUCAACGUAGCAGCAGCAGUCAUCGUCGACGAAAUCAUCGACCACAUCAAGCACUUCGCCGAUCCCAAGCACCUGGACUCCCUCCUAAUCGGCGUCCGAAAGAUCGUCAAGCUCGCCGCCGAGACAUGGAGACACGCGCGAGUCGAGCGCGAGCUCGUCCUCGCCAGUUUCCCCGCCCCUGACGCUGAGAGUGUCUCGAACGAGGGCUGGCUGGAGUACGCAGCCAACAAGGAUCAGAAGAACACCCCGUCGAACGAGCCCACGCGCCAUGUCGUGCUGCGCACCUUCCCGCGUAUUACGCGCGAGGCUGCUCACGAGGACUUUGCCAGCGAUGAAGAGAAAGCCACAGGAUGUACCUACUCGCAGGGUGUUGUGCUGUACUCCGAUUCGCCUAUCAUUAUGGGUCGGCUUCAGGAGUUUGCGAAGAACUCAGCCGAUGCUGUGGUCACUGAUUCGCCUCCCAAGACACCCUUGGGCGCCAAGGCUAUUGAAAAGUUGGCACCGAUUGAUGUUACCUCUCCGAAGGUUAUGACUGUUCGGUCGGCUCCUACGAGUCCGGGUGCGAAGGGUCAGUUUAUGAGGGCUUGA
Molecule: messenger RNA, 3669 nt
Organism: Penicillium egyptiacum
Lineage: Eukaryota; Fungi; Ascomycota; Eurotiomycetes; Eurotiales; Aspergillaceae
Source: the annotation of a GenBank genome assembly